CACAACAAAGCAACAGCAGAACUGCGUCCUUUCCCGCACAUACUGAGGGAACUAUGGCUUUUUAAAUUGAUAACUUCGUCGACCUAACAAUCUCUGUGCUUUGCUGUUGCAACGCACUCCAAACCAACAAGAAAUUCAGCAAGAAUGGAGUCUCACAAUGCUCCCCCUGCUCUGUCCACUGUGGCUCGUCCCUCAAAAUCUCACGCGUUGUGUACGUUUGACGUGUUGAAUCGAAACCGAAGAAAUGAUGGCGGCGUCGGCUCCUCUCUGGAAAACUCCUCUCGUUUGCCCGGUAGACCCCCUCGCUCUCUCUCCCCGACUGGCUAACCCCAACCAAUCACAGGGACGGAGGGGGGAGGAGUCAGCUGAGAGCCAGCACUUAAUUGGUGAUGGUCUUGCUGACUGGAUGACGGAAAAAGUUGAUUUUUCCUCUUACCUUCCUACUUCUCACUCCUCUCCCAGCUCGUCCCUUCCCCCCUCACCCCCUCAACAUGAUGUGCAGGUCCCCUCUGACUUGGAGGUCAUGACAUCUCUACUGCAGGAGGAGCUUGCUCAACUGGAGGAUUACUUCCUGUCCGAAUCCACCCCAAAGAGAGCGGAGAAAUUGGAAAAAUGUGACAAAGUUCCCCCAGCAAUGGGGCCACAGUCUUACUACCAGCUGCCAUACGCGUCUUACGGCUCCAGCCAAUCAGACUCGAGCCCGCUUCUUGUUACCCUGGCAACUGGGGAACUCGACCUGCUGAGCUUUUGCGGCGGCCCCAUUGGCCGACCCAAAACGCCUCGACCCGUCCCUUACAACUGCAGUCGUCCGAACGGCAACGGUCGAAAGAGAGUUUGCGACGGGCUGAAGGUCGGUGAGGGGUUGGAGAAUAUCUGGAGUUCCAAAGGCAAUAACUCAGGUAGCGCAGACCCAGCAGGUAGCUACUGCUGUGUGGAGGAGGAGAAGGCUGUAGGCAAGGGGUACUGUUUAGGUAGCGCGGUCAAGAUUAGGGACUGCGCCAUUUUGUUGAAAGAGGAAGAGAAUUACUGUUUUGCGGAGGAUGUGUGUAGCGGGGAGAAGAUGGGAAGGGGGUACUGUGUUGGGGCACCGAUGGAGAACCCCCACAGGAAGGAGAGCGGGAUGUUGUACGGGUUGAAGGAUAUAAGGCAAGAUGGUGUAGAGCUGGAGACUCUACACGGCGACAGGGCGAGCGAGUCGGAGAUGAUGGCGAGCGAGGGCUGCUACCUCCCGCCCCCGGCCGCCGUGGAGCCCUAUCACGGCUUCCUGGGCGCGGUCGACGAGCACAUGCGGGCGGGGUCGCUGGAGUCCGCCUGCCAGCACGGCGACUACGCCUUCUCCGACUUCCUGGGAGACCAGGGCGGCGAGUGCCUGUCUCGGGGGGACGGGGAGGGCCUGCAGCUGGGCGUGUCCGGCCUCAGGGCCCUCCCCGCGCUGAAGGAAGACCCCUGCGGCGUCAAGCUGAAGGUUGAGCUGGACGGAGGCCCUGUGGAGCCCCCCGGCGUGGAGCGAAAGCAGAAGAAGAGAGACCAGAACAAGACUGCGGCUCACAGGUAUCGACAGCGCAAGAGGGCGGAGCUCGACUCCCUGGAGGAGGAGCUUCACGGGCUGGAGGGGCGGAACCGAGAGCUUCGGGACAAGGCCGAGUCGGUGGAACGCGAGAUUCAGUAUGUCAAAGAUCUCCUCAUUGAGGUGUACAAGGCUCGCAGCCAACGGCAUAAACAAGACGCCACCGCCUAAUGCCCGCGGGCCCCCGCCUCCAGCACUGUAGCCAAUAGAACGACAAAGAAAGAGUUGUUUUGAAAUGUGAUUGGAAGGUGAUGGCAUGCCAUAGGUUGUUUCUUUAUUUUUUAUUUUUUAAAUGUUUGACUAAUUGCUAUGUUCGAAAACACCAAUCAGCUACUUUCUAUCAUAUAACGUACUGCAUAUAACGUACUGAUGAUGAUGUCCGCUAGCACUGUGAAAAUAUCUUUUAGAACAAUAAAAUGUUUUUUUUGUACACCGUCUUCUGCUGCGGUGAUAAUCGCUUCGAGACAGACUUUUCUUCCAGCGCCGUGUGAAAGAGGCCACCCCUCGUUUUCCAGGGCGCGGCCCCGCGUCGGCUCGCGGGCUACACCUCGUGUCGCUCCGCCUGUGUGAGCUCGCUUCCUUUCUUUCCCUGUCCGAAGGCUGCACUGACUGGAUAAACUCAAGCCCCCUCCGGUGUCUGAAGCGCGGGGCUGUUUAAAAAGCAGCUGCCGUUCUAGAACGGGGCAUUCCGCGAAGCUUUUGUUCCGUUGCCCGCGCCUUUAUCCGAGGAUGAGACGCGUGCAACAGGAUUAUCGGACACCAAACCCCCCCCCCCCCCCCCCCCCCCCCGAAAGUGGGUUUGAAGUUAUUCAUUCGUCCCCCAUCUCCCGUUCACAGCUCAAACACCCAGUGCAUGUUUGAAGUCCUCUGAGCAUGUGGGGUUAUAAAUGCGAUGAUGAAGGUUAGAAUACGCUCAUUUCUGUUCGCUGCAUGGCUUUCAUUGCGUUUUUUAGUGGAAUGUUUUCUAAACGAUGCUAUAACGAUGCCGUAGCUUCCGCACACAGUCGCGCUCCAGCUACUUCCAGGCCAGUGCCCACAGACAUCCUGCCCAUUACCCAACUUCAUCACUCUGCUCUUCGCUUUUCUCCACCCGCUAUAUCUGCGAAUAAACAAUCACAAUUCAUAAUCUUCACAGCUAAUGUGAUUUUUUAAAAAACUUUUUCAAUUGAGAAGCGAGGAGGGAAUUUUUAAAAUGUGUUCGAGCUGUUUUUUUUUUUUCUCGGUUUGUUUAUUUUAUAUAUUAUUCACUAGAGUGUGUUUGAUAGCUUGUGAUGUUUUGGCAGCUUCCCCAUUUCAAAUAUGCAGUGUCUGAUCAAUGCCAUUGGUUCCAUCAACUUUAUUAUUAUUUUUUUAAUUUGGUCCAUAGCAGAGAGUAAAAUUGAAUACUAUGUUACCCAAAUCACUUCUCAUUGGAAAAUACAUGUCAUUCCAUAUAAAAUGAAAGACAAAUGUAUGCAUUUGUUAAACUGCAACCAAAUAACAGACUUACCCAGCCCUAUCAGUUAUUUAUUUUUCAGUUCUAUGGAAUGACGUUUAUUUUUGUGCAAAUGCUGCAGGGAUUUAGCCUGUCUGGCAUGCAUUCAUUCAAUGCCGACGAGAGUUGAAAUUUCAGACACAAGACAGGACACUGCAUAAUUUGAAAUAUGCUUUGACACAUAUUGGCGAUGUACAAUCAUUGGAUUUGAAUAGCUAAUAUGCAAUCUAUCGUGUCGUCAUUUCGUGCUGUAUGCUUGAGAUGCUCAGAUAUUUGAGCUAUAUGUAUUUUGCUGUUUUUAUCGCAGGGAAUAUUGUAGGACAAGUACAAUCAUAAAUCACUUUUCUAUCUGAAAUAUUUCUAUGUAACUUCAGAUCUCUGCUUUAUGUAGUCAUCUCUUUUAUCUAAAUAAAGGUAUUUGUGUCUGCACUAAAA
This is a messenger RNA of Conger conger (European conger), 3476 nucleotides long. RefSeq names its product activating transcription factor 5b (gene atf5b). The record is from RefSeq and is a predicted model, not a curated record. Gene Ontology annotation, biological process: regulation of transcription by RNA polymerase II. Bases 245 to 1738 code for a protein of 497 amino acids. Lineage: Eukaryota; Metazoa; Chordata; Actinopteri; Anguilliformes; Congridae. The transcript has 4 exons. Gene Ontology annotation, molecular function: RNA polymerase II transcription regulatory region sequence-specific DNA binding; DNA-binding transcription activator activity, RNA polymerase II-specific. Gene Ontology annotation, cellular component: nucleus.